Marmota flaviventris (yellow-bellied marmot) is the source of this 813-nucleotide messenger RNA. It is a transcript of the gene Elovl3, whose product is annotated as ELOVL fatty acid elongase 3. Gene Ontology annotation, cellular component: endoplasmic reticulum; endoplasmic reticulum membrane. Gene Ontology annotation, biological process: fatty acid elongation, polyunsaturated fatty acid; fatty acid elongation, monounsaturated fatty acid; sphingolipid biosynthetic process. Lineage: Eukaryota; Metazoa; Chordata; Mammalia; Rodentia; Sciuridae. Gene Ontology annotation, molecular function: fatty acid elongase activity. The record is from RefSeq and is a predicted model, not a curated record.
AUGGUCACAGCUAUGAAUGUUUCCCACGAAGUGGGGCAACUGUUCCAGCCCUAUAACUUCGAGAUGUUCCAGGAUUUAAGGCCCUUUUUAGAAGAAUACUGGACAACCUCAUUCUUCAUAGUUCUGAUAUACCUGCUGCUCAUUGUUGUGGGGCAGAACUACAUGAAGGAUCGGAAAGGCUUCAACCUGCAGGGACCUCUCAUCCUCUGGUCCUUCUGCCUUGCAAUCUUCAGUAUCUUGGGGGCAGUGAGAACAUGGGGCUAUAUGGGGACUGUGCUACUUAGGGGGGGCCUGAAGCAAACUGUGUGCUUCACCAACUACAUUGAAAAUGCCACAAUCAGAUUCUGGUCCUGUGUCUUUCUUCUCAGCAAGAUCAUUGAACUCGGAGACACAGCCUUCAUCAUCCUGCGCAAGCGACCACUCAUCUUUGUGCACUGGUACCACCACAGCACAGUGCUACUAUUCACAAGCUUUGGAUACAAGAACAAAGUACCUUCAGGUGGUUGGUUCAUGACCAUGAACUUCGGUGUACAUGCCAUUAUGUACACUUAUUACACUCUGAAGGCUGCCAAAGUGAAGUGCCCCAGGAUGCUUUCAAUGCUCAUCACCAGCCUGCAGAUCCUGCAGAUGUUUAUAGGAGCCAUCAUUGGCAUCCUGACUUUCAUCUGGAGGCAGGAACAAGGGUGCUACAUCACAGUGGAAGAAUUCGCCUGGUCCUUUGUCUUGUAUGCCACCUAUUUCAUCAUCUUUGCCCACUUCUUCCGACAAACCUACUUCAGGCCCAAGGUCAAAGCCAUGGCCAAAAGUCAGUGA